AAUUUCUUUGGAAUUGAGUGGGUGAUUUUGUUGUCGAUGGAUUCCAAUAUUUGCUCAUUCAAUCCAACGGGAAGCAUGGCUCCUCCAAUAUAUAUAUAUAUCAAACACUAGAGGAUAAUCAAGUUUGAAGAUUUUUUAAGGUUAAAGAAAAUCAAAUGGGUGUGUGUAAUGAAGAAAAAUGGAUAGAGCAUUAUAGCAACUCUCAUAAAAUACUGCUUGUGGGUGAGGGAAAUUUCUCUUUUGCUGUAUGCUUAGCAAAAGCAUUUGACACUGCUGAGAACAUGAUUGCCACCUCUGUUGAUUCCAAAGGUAUCAUCAUCCUGUCACAGCAUUCUUUCAUUUACAUUUGUUUCUGUCCUCCUUAUAAUGUUGGACUUGUUUCUAACUGGGAUCUGUUCGACAUGUAUGCCAAAGAGGUAUGGAAGAAUGCGUAUUCGAAUGCCAAAGCCAAUUUGAAAGAACUGAAGAAGCGGACAUGCACUGUUUUAUAUCACGUGGAUGCCCAUUCUAUGUACCGACACCCUCGCCUUCGUUCGAAAUUGUUCGACAGGAUAGUCUUCAAUUUCCCUCAUGCUGGUUUCAUUGGUUCGGAAAGUGAGAAGCGCCAAAUUGAACUUCACCGGACGUUGGUUAGGGGUUUCUUGAGCAAUGCAAAUCACAUGCUGACAGAGAAUGGAGAAGUUCACAUUACCCACAAGACAACUCACCCUUUCAGUAAGUGGGAGAUAGUGGAGUUGGCAGAGGAGAUUGGGCUGCGUUUGGUUGAGAAAGUGCCAUUUGAAAGAUGGUUCUAUCCAGGUUACAUGAAUAAGAGAGGAUCUGGGGCUAAAAUCAACCGGACAUUCCGUGUAGGAGAAUGCAGUACUUUCAAAUUCUCCCAUUAACAUAUUAUUUUAUAACACCUCGAUCGAUGGUAUAUGUAACGCUGGAAAACUUACCAUUGCAAGAGAUAUGUUUAACAGUCUCUCUAGAACCCUCUUUCUCUCUUCAUCCAAGCAACACCAAAGAAAAAAUCACAAAGGAGGGACGAUGAUCUAGAUCUUCCCUUCCCCUUAUCUGGUAGCAAUGCUCGAUGUUUUCUUUGUGGUCGGAUAUGAUUUGUAGAUCUGGAUCAUAUCUAGUUUCUUUGACCAUAGAUCUGAUUGUCUUCCUAGAAAUGUCUACGAUAUCGUGCUCCUCCGUUGCUGCUUGUGAAGUUUAAUAGUCUCUCUAGAACCCUCUUUCUCUCUUCAUCCAAGCAACACCAAAGAAAAAAUUACAGAGGAGGGAAGAUGAUCUAGAUCUUCCCUUCCCCUUCUCUGAUAACAGUGUUCGAUGUCUUCUCUGUGGUCGGAUAUGAUUUGUAAAUCUAGAUCAAGAUUUAGUUUCUUUGACUAUAGAUCUGAUUGUCUUCCUAGAAAUGUCUACGAUGUCGUGUUCCUCCGCUACUGCUUGUGAAGUUUUUUUUGUUUUUUGAUUUUUUAUUCUUGCAUCCUAGUCUUAGGGUCAAAGAUGGAAUUGUCUUUUGACA
Corylus avellana is the source of this 1510-nucleotide messenger RNA. NCBI's taxonomy places the organism in Eukaryota, Viridiplantae, Streptophyta, Magnoliopsida, Fagales, Betulaceae. The record is from RefSeq and is a predicted model, not a curated record.